This is a messenger RNA of Puma concolor (puma), 1269 nucleotides long. RefSeq names its product calponin 3 (gene CNN3). Gene Ontology annotation, molecular function: actin filament binding. The record is from RefSeq and is a predicted model, not a curated record. Lineage: Eukaryota; Metazoa; Chordata; Mammalia; Carnivora; Felidae. Gene Ontology annotation, cellular component: actin cytoskeleton. Gene Ontology annotation, biological process: actin filament organization; actomyosin structure organization.
AUGACCCACUUCAACAAGGGCCCUUCCUACGGGCUCUCUGCCGAGGUCAAGAACAAGAUCGCUUCCAAGUAUGAUCAUCAGGCAGAAGAAGAUCUUCGAAACUGGAUAGAAGAGGUGACAGGCAUGAGCAUUGGCACCAACUUUCAGCUGGGCUUAAAAGAUGGCAUAAUCCUCUGCGAACUCAUAAACAAGCUACAGCCGGGCUCAGUGAAGAAGGUUAAUGAGUCCUCGUUAAACUGGCCUCAGUUGGAGAAUAUUGGCAACUUUAUUAAGGCUAUUCAAGCUUAUGGCAUGAAGCCACAUGACAUAUUUGAAGCGAACGAUCUUUUUGAGAAUGGAAACAUGACCCAGGUUCAGACUACACUGGUGGCUCUGGCAGGUCUGGCUAAAACAAAAGGAUUCCAUACAACCAUUGACAUCGGAGUUAAGUAUGCAGAAAAACAAACAAGACGUUUUGAUGAAGGAAAAUUAAAAGCUGGCCAGAGUGUAAUUGGUUUGCAGAUGGGAACCAACAAGUGCGCCAGCCAGGCAGGUAUGACGGCCUAUGGGACCAGGAGGCAUCUUUAUGAUCCCAAAAUGCAAACUGACAAACCUUUUGACCAGACCACAAUUAGUCUGCAGAUGGGCACCAACAAAGGAGCCAGCCAGGCGGGAAUGUUAGCACCAGGUACCAGAAGAGACAUCUACGAUCAGAAGCUAACAUUACAACCGGUGGACAACUCGACAAUUUCUCUACAGAUGGGAACCAACAAAGUUGCUUCCCAGAAAGGAAUGAGUGUGUAUGGGCUUGGGCGGCAAGUAUAUGAUCCGAAAUACUGUGCCGCUCCCACAGAACCUGUCAUUCACAAUGGAAGCCAAGGAACGGGAACAAAUGGGUCUGAAAUUAGCGAUAGUGAUUAUCAGGCAGAAUACCCAGAUGAAUAUCAUGGAGAGUACCAAGAUGACUACCCCAGAGAUUACCAAUAUGGCGACCAAGGCAUUGAUUAUUAGAUUUACACAGAGGAGCUCAGUAUUUAGCCCGUUUUUAUUCAGUGAGAACCAAGCUAGCCUUGAGUAAUUUUUAUCUUGUCUUCCUAAAACACUAUUAUGCUUAUUGUACCUAAAAGAAAUAUUGCCUUACGUACAUUCCCUUUUCCUUUUUCUGCCUCUUCCCUAAAUAGUUCCCUUUUAGUGCUGUAACAGUUAAAUCCUACAGCAGAAGCAAUAACUCACAUAUGAAGUAAAAAGGAAUACUGUGAAAGGGGAGUACUCUUGUACAGCCAAUUCUCU